Molecule: messenger RNA, 1326 nt
Organism: Rhizophagus irregularis DAOM 181602=DAOM 197198
Lineage: Eukaryota; Fungi; Glomeromycota; Glomeromycetes; Glomerales; Glomeraceae
Source: RefSeq, a predicted model, not a curated record
CUUUUAUUUGAUAUAAAUUUUAUUCCUUUUUGUUCAAAAUAAACAAAUGUUUCGAGAUACACAAUGGAUCAGUGAUUCAAAAGUGAAAAAUAAAAAAAAUAAAGCCAAGCGAAGACAUACUGAUCCAAGUUCUGAUACUUCAUCAACAACAUCAUCUGAUAAAGCCAGUCAACUUAGUAAUAGUGAUGAAAUAUUGACAAUAAACUCAUUUUAUGACCCUUUGCCACCUUCAGAUCCAAAAGUAUUACGAAAUAUCGAAGGAGGGGAAUAUUUUUUACCAAGCGCUGAUAAAAAUAUUGAAAGAUUACAAAUGCAACACUAUUUAUUUAGUAAAUGUGUUUGGAGAAGUAAUUAUUCUUCUCCACUUGAAGAAAAUUUUGAGCUUGGGGGCGCAAAAGUAUUGGAUGUUCAAUGUGGAAGUGGAAUUUGGAUGAGCGAUUUAGCUACGGAAUAUUCUAAUUCAACAUUUGUUGGUAUAGAUGAUGAUGCGGAACGUGCAAGAAUAGAAAUGGAAUUACCCAAUGCCGCAUUUCUUCAUCACAAUCUAAUGGAAGGGUUACCUUUUCCUGAUGAUACUUUUGAUUUCGUACACCAAAGAUUUUUUACUUCUGUGAAUGAAGCUGAUUGGGAAAACUAUAUUCUACCAGAGAUUGUUAGAAUAUUGAAACCUGGAGGAUGGGUAGAGUUAAUGGAAAUGCAACCUUUGUCCAAUGCUGGUCAUACGACGAAAAAAAUAUUUAAAGCUUAUGAUGAAUUUAAUUUGAAAAUAGGAAUUCAUCAAUUAAAUCCUUGUGUGUUUCAAAAAGCUUUAACCUCCAACAAGAUGAUUGAUUCUAGCACCGUACAUUCAGAUCAUAGAAUUACUCCACUUUUCGGUGGAAGACUUUCUCAACUGGUUUGUCAGAAUCUCUUUAAACGGUUAGAAUUAAAGAAAAAAGAAUUUUGUGAAUUUAUGAAUAUGAAUGAAUCAGAAUUUAAUGGAGCCAUAAAUACUAUGUACGAUGAAGUAAAUAAACUCAAGACUUAUUGUAAGACAUACAGAGUUUACGGAAAAAAAAGUUCAUGAUGUAUGGUGUAUGAUUUAUGAUGGUGAUGUGUAAUGUGUCCAUGGUUGUAAUAUAAUAUCAUUGUAAGUUGUAUAUAGAUUAUGCCCCCUUUUUUUGCUUGAUCAUUUAGAAUAUUAUUAAAUUAACUUUGUAAAUUUCCUACAAUUAGUUCUUUCUAAUUUAUAUUUUAAUUUCAUAGAAUUUUUGGAUAUAUUGAUUUAUAUUUUAUUUUAUUUUUAUUUAUUUUUAUUACAUAGAGAUAACAUAGGCAAUGAUGGGA